This is a messenger RNA of Acytostelium subglobosum LB1, 357 nucleotides long. RefSeq lists its product as hypothetical. The transcript is spliced from 2 exons. Lineage: Eukaryota; Evosea; Eumycetozoa; Acytosteliales; Acytosteliaceae. The record is from RefSeq and is a predicted model, not a curated record. Bases 1 to 357 code for a protein of 118 amino acids.
AUGUUUGCCAAGCAACUCAAGCACACUCAGGAUGACGGUGAUGCCAAUCCGCUAGGACUCGAUAGACUGGAGACCAUCUACCAAGAAUUCAAAGACAGAUUGGGAACCUUGCGCAACCAGUUCAGGGUCGUAUACAUCAUUUUCACCAACAGAAUGGUUACUCAGGAUGUCUUGGAAACGUUCUACUCCGACCAUGACGGCGCCAUUGUCAUCCACAAAGCAAAUAUUGAGAACUACCUCACUGGUUCAUUUUCCUUGUUUUCCUUGUUUGACGAAGAUAUGGAGGUUGAUCAUGAUGAUGAAUCAGAUUCGAGAUCUGCCAACUCUGAUGAUGGAGUGGACCCUGAUGAGAAGUAG